CCAGCGCGCCGCAGCCCCGGGCGGCCGAGCGAAGCUCCGCAGACUCGCGGUCCGAGUCUCGGUGCGGCGCGGAGCGGAGCGGCCCGCGGCUGAGAGGGAAGGCUUUCAGGUUGGGCACAGAGAGCUGGAGAGGGGCCUGAAGGCAGCUCGCCAACCGGACGCCACACUUAGAUCUUCUCAGCCCUGCCUGCACCGAAGGGCCGAGGAAACAGGAACACGUUGAGUGCGAGUCUUUUUUUCAGAGUGGUUUGAAAAAGAAAAAAAAAACCAUGGAAGUGGCCAGAAAAAGUCUCUACUGGUGGAAGCGCUCCUGUCAGUAGCCUCAUUUGCCAUCUGACGGUGACGCUGGAGGGAGCCUGUAUUUUUAGUUUCAGGCACAGUUGCCGCUUUUGCCUCUCUUGCUCCUUAAAAAGAUUGAAGUUGCGUCUUGUGUCUUACAGACAGAAACAGUCUCCGCCAGUCAAGAAACCCUCAAAAGUAUUUUGCCAUGGAUGUAGAAGAUGAAGAAAACAUGAGUUCGAGCAGCACAGAUGUUAAGGAAAACUGCGGUAUGGACGGCGCGCCCCCCAAGGACGGCAGCGCCCCGGGGCCUGGCGAGGGCGCCCCGCUCUCCAACGGGGGCGGCGGGGGCGCCGGCAGGAAGCGGGCCCUGGACGAGAGCAGCAAUGGCCACUCCAAGUUCCGCCUGAAGAAGCGGAGGAGGGCGCCGGGGCCCGCGCUGCCCAAGAACGCGCUGAUGCAGCUCAACGAGAUCAAGCCCGGCCUGCAGUACUCGCUGCUGUCGCAGACGGGACCCGUGCACGCGCCCCUCUUCGUCAUGGCCGUCGAGGUCAACGGGCAGGUCUUCGAGGGCUCCGGCCCCACGAAGAAGAAGGCCAAGCUGCACGCGGCCGAGAAGGCCUUGCGCUCCUUCGUCCAGUUUCCCAACGCCUCUGAGGCCCACCUGGCCAUGGGCCGGAGCCUGUCCGCCAAUGCAGACUUCACAUCCGACCAGGCUGACUUCCCCGACGCGCUCUUCAAUGGCUUCGAGACCCCGGACAGGCCGGACAUGCCCUUCUACCUGGGUGCCAAUGGCGACGACUCCUUCAGCUCGAGUGGGGACCUCAGCCUGGCUGCGUCUCCCAUGCCCGCCAGCCUGGCCCAGCUGCCCCUCCCCGUGCCCCCGCCGUUCCCACCCCCGAGCGGGAAGAACCCCGUGAUGAUCCUGAACGAGCUGCGCCCGGGACUGAAGUACGACUUCCUCUCGGAGAGCGGGGAGAGCCACGCCAAAAACUUCGUCCUGUCCGUGGUCGUGGACGGGCAGUUCUUUGAAGGCUCGGGGAGGAGCAAAAAGCUCGCCAAGGCCCGGGCCGCGCAGUCCGCCCUGGCCACUGUCUUUAACUUGCGCCUGGACCAGACCCCGUCUCGCCAGCCCGUCCCCAGCGAGGGCCUCCAGCUGCACUCGCCACAGGUCUUAGCCGAUGCCGUGGCUCGCCUGGUUCUGGAGAAGUUUGGGGACCUGACGGACAACUUCGCCGCCCCUCACGCGCGCAGGAAAGUUCUUGCUGGAAUCGUCAUGACAACAGGCACAGAUGUGAAGGAUGCCAAGGUGAUCAGUGUUUCCACAGGAACAAAGUGUAUUAACGGCGAGUACAUGAGUGAUCGCGGCCUUGCGCUGAACGACUGCCACGCAGAAAUCAUAUCUCGAAGAUCCUUGCUUAGAUUUCUUUACACACAACUUGAGCUUUACUUAAAUAGCAAAGAUGAUCAGAAAAGAUCCAUCUUUGAGAAAUCCGAGCGGGGAGGAUUUAAGCUGAAGGAGAACGUCCGGUUCCAUCUGUACAUCAGCACCUCCCCCUGUGGAGAUGCCAGGAUCUUCUCGCCACACGAGCCCGUCCUGGAAGAACCAGCAGACAGACACCCGAAUCGUAAAGCCCGAGGACAGCUGCGGACAAAAAUAGAGUCUGGUGAGGGGACGAUCCCAGUCCGCUCGAAUGCCAGCAUCCAGACGUGGGACGGGGUGCUGCAAGGGGAGCGGCUGCUCACCAUGUCCUGCAGUGACAAGAUGGCGCGGUGGAACGUGGUGGGCAUCCAGGGCGCCCUGCUCAGCGUCUUUGUGGAGCCGAUCUACUUCUCCAGCAUCAUCCUGGGCAGCCUCUACCACGGGGACCACCUCUCCAGGGCCAUGUACCAGCGCAUCUCCAACAUAGAGGACCUGCCCGCCCUGUACACCCUCAACAAGCCUCUGCUCAGCGGCAUCAGCAACGCGGAGGCGCGGCAGCCGGGGAAGGCCCCCAACUUCAGUGUCAACUGGACGGUGGGCGACUCGGCCAUCGAGGUCAUCAACGCCACCACAGGGAAGGACGAGCUGGGCCGCGCCUCUCGCCUGUGUAAGCACGCGUUGUACUGUCGCUGGAUGCGUGUGCACGGCAAGGUUCCCUCCAACUUACUGCGCUCCAAGAUCACUAAACCCAACGUGUACCACGAGUCCAAGCUGGUGGCCAAGGAGUACCAGGCCGCCAAGGCCUGUCUGUUCAGAGCCUUCAUCAAGGCCGGGCUGGGCGCCUGGGUGGAGAAGCCCACGGAACAGGACCAGUUCUCACUCACACCCUGACGGGCGUGCAGCACGGCCCCAAACCUCGCAGCUGAACCGGGGCAGGUGUGGGAUGUGUGGGAGCUGGGUGCGCGGCACCGUCCCCAGGGGCAGGCGCACGGGGCGCGGGGCGCGGGGUCUGGCGUCAGGGUCCCGUGUCACCACCUGGCAUCUGUCUACAGCAGCGUUCCCCCUUUUGAGUCAUCCAGUGACUGCUUUCAACCUCAGUUUACAUUUAGAAGUUGAGUUCUACUGAGUAGGGCUUCCUGAAGUUUAGGAAAAAUAGAAAUUACUUUGUGUGAAAUUCUUGAAUAAUUAAUUUAUUCAGAACUAGGAAUAUGGUUUAUAAAAUAAGAAAUAACUA
Messenger RNA from Eubalaena glacialis (North Atlantic right whale), 2936 nucleotides. RefSeq names its product adenosine deaminase RNA specific B1 (gene ADARB1). The record is from RefSeq and is a predicted model, not a curated record. The transcript is spliced from 12 exons. Gene Ontology annotation, molecular function: double-stranded RNA binding; double-stranded RNA adenosine deaminase activity; tRNA-specific adenosine deaminase activity. Gene Ontology annotation, cellular component: nucleolus; cytoplasm. NCBI's taxonomy places the organism in Eukaryota, Metazoa, Chordata, Mammalia, Artiodactyla, Balaenidae. Gene Ontology annotation, biological process: RNA processing; adenosine to inosine editing. The coding region runs from base 488 to 2593 and encodes 701 amino acids.